Messenger RNA from Entelurus aequoreus (snake pipefish), 1226 nucleotides. RefSeq names its product lysM and putative peptidoglycan-binding domain-containing protein 2-like. The record is from RefSeq and is a predicted model, not a curated record. The transcript is spliced from 3 exons. NCBI's taxonomy places the organism in Eukaryota, Metazoa, Chordata, Actinopteri, Syngnathiformes, Syngnathidae. Bases 198 to 770 code for a protein of 190 amino acids.
UUGCCUACGUGAUGACGUCACUUAGAGACGUAGGCAAGCGGCGUAUUCUUGCUGCCCGCAACAUGGCUGUGGUGUCUGGCUAACAGACUGCAUGCGGCCAUGGAAGUCUUCCUGAAGCCUAAAAGCGUCUUUUAUUCGGCCGCUUGUGCUCCGUCUGCACGCUAACAUCCAGCCAGCUCACUUCCUGUCCACACAAGAUGGCGGACUUCCCGCCAGUGUUAGAAGAAGAAGGAGGAGGACGACUCGGCCAGCACAUCUUCGCUCGCUCCAGGUCGGGUUCCGAGUCAGAAAGCGAACUGUCCCAAAGCUUGGCUCGCACUAAAAUACGAUCUUACGGAAGCACAGCCAGCGUCUCGGCCUCUCUGGGCGAAAAAUACAUCGAACAUCGCCUCUCUGACGGCGACACUCUGCAGGGGAUCGCCCUGAAAUAUAACGUGACGAUGGAGCAAAUCAAGAGAGCCAACAAACUUUUCAGCAACGACUGCAUUUUCCUGAAGAGCAGCCUCAACAUCCCCGUAGCCACGCAGAAGCGCUACAUUUUUAACGGACUGUCUCUAGAGUCUCCUGAUGGGGACGACCAAGCAGCACAGCAGCAGGAAGACCAGAGACCUUGGCCUGAAGACUCCAAAGGUUCUGGACCCCCAGCAGAGGAGCUCUCAGCCCAAGACUUCUUGACCAGACUGGACUUACAAAUCAAAAGAUCCAAGCAGGCGGCAGCAAGACUGAAAGAAGAGGAAGUCAGUUUGUCUUUUGCAGGAGCGAUGAGGUGAACUUCACUGCUGCCACCACGUCCUACCAGGAAAUAUAAACCUGCCACCAUGUCCUACCAGGAAAUAUAAACCUGCCACCAUGUCCUACCAGGAAAUAUAAACCUGCCACCAUGUCCUACCAGGAAAUAUAAACCUGGAAAAGUAAGCUGUAAAUAUGAGCAGGAAUUAUAAUGUAAGGAAAUAUAACUCAGCACCUUGCUUGUUUACCUUCUUGUUUUUGUGUCUUGUUGACCUUUUCUUUAUUCUGGAUAUGUAAAUGUGUCCCAUUUAUUUAUGUGUCCAACAUUAUUUAUGUCUACUUUUAUUGUGCUUAUUCAUAAACAUUUUUGGAGUGUCCAACAUUAUUUAUGUCUACUUUUAUUGUGCUUAUUCAUAAACAUUUUUGGAGUGUCCAACAUGAUUUAUGUCUAUUUUUAUUGUGCUUCUUAAUAAACAUUUAUGGAGUGUCCAACAUGA